AGAUAAUUAUACAGUGGGAGAGGAAGAAUAUUCUUGCACAGUGUUUGGAAUACAGUCUGUAUAAUCUGCUUCAACGACAAGCAAAUUUAAAGUGCUCAGAAAAUCCUCAAGUGUGAGUUAUUCGAUCAAUCAUUGUCUAAAAACGUAUAUUCAAACAACGCGUAAAUUUAUACAUUAUUCGUAUAAUUUAUCGAACCAUGCCAUCAACCAAAGGAUCUGUACAAAAAUUAAACACUGCAAUCGUAAUAAGAUGCAUCCUAGGCCUUGCUGUUUCCUGCUAUGCGUACUAUGUAGAAUUAGCAACGGAAGAGGAUGACUCUUAUGAAGCAAUGUGUGAUAUUAGUGAGCACAUUAGUUGCACCAAAGCAUUUUCAUCUGAAUAUGGGAAAGGAUUUGGAAUAAUUCCAGAGACAUCUAUUUUAUAUGCGCCAAACCCUGUAUACGGUCUUAUAUUUUAUGCUUUGAUCGCACUGCUCAGUAUGUCAAAUAGAUAUAUUACAUCAGCCAUGGUCGUAACCUUAGGAAUUCUCGCAAACUUCGGCACGAUCUAUCUGGCCUAUAUUUUGUACAUCUUAAACAACAUUUGCGUAGUCUGUGUUAGUACUUAUAUCAUAAAUGCAGCUAUUUUAAUACUUUCUGUUAAGAAGCAUCGACAACUAUUUUGGAAUGCCAUGAAAAACCGACAGAAGAAAUCGAAUUAGAAUAAAAGAUUUAAUUUACUCAUUACCAAUUACAACAAAGCUCCUAACAAUAAAAAUUAAUCAUUAUUUUCAUAUUAUUCUCUUAAUACCUAUUUGAUUUGGUCCCUUGAUUUAUUCAAAUUUUACAAAUUGUACCGAGAAAAUAUUUGUAUGUACUAUUCGAUACACACCUCAUGUCCAAAUAAACGCUAUAAAUGCAAUUAUCCCCAAUAAUUGUAAUUUUAUCCCGCGUUAAUAUGAUACAGCGAUAAGGUGUCUUGAAAUUCAACAUAACAUUUAAUGUGUUCCUACGAAUGAAUUGCUAAGGUUGAUUCAUUCUCCACUAUCAAUCUGAUAUGUAAUCUUGGACUAUGUAACCCAAUGCGCGAGUU
Molecule: messenger RNA, 1072 nt
Organism: Habropoda laboriosa
Lineage: Eukaryota; Metazoa; Arthropoda; Insecta; Hymenoptera; Apidae
Gene: Vkor
Product: vitamin K epoxide reductase complex subunit 1-like protein 1
Exons: 4
Coding region: 198-701 (167 amino acids)
Biological process (GO): vitamin K metabolic process; peptidyl-glutamic acid carboxylation
Molecular function (GO): vitamin-K-epoxide reductase (warfarin-sensitive) activity
Source: RefSeq, a predicted model, not a curated record